This is a messenger RNA of Eptesicus fuscus (big brown bat), 1278 nucleotides long. It is a transcript of the gene CXCR3, whose product is annotated as C-X-C motif chemokine receptor 3. Gene Ontology annotation, cellular component: membrane. The coding region runs from base 1 to 1278 and encodes 425 amino acids. Gene Ontology annotation, molecular function: C-X-C chemokine receptor activity. NCBI's taxonomy places the organism in Eukaryota, Metazoa, Chordata, Mammalia, Chiroptera, Vespertilionidae. Gene Ontology annotation, biological process: chemotaxis; immune response; inflammatory response. The record is from RefSeq and is a predicted model, not a curated record. The transcript has 2 exons.
AUGGCAUUGGGUCUAGGAACGUCUGGUGUAGAUAACCCCAUGGAAGAGGCAGCUGGCGAGAACCACAUGAAACCCUUACUUCCUCUGUAUAGUGCAGGUUCGCAACCACAAGCACCAAAGCAGAGGGGCAGGCAGCACGCGCCAGGCAGCCGGAGCACCAACCCAGCCAUGCUCCCUGAGAUCAGUGACCGCCUAGAGCUUCUAGGCUCUGACCCUGCCUAUCUCCUGGAAAACUAUAGCUCUUCCUUUGACUAUGGAGGAGAAAACGAGAGUGACUUCUGCUGUAAUUCCCCACCCUGCCCACAAGACGUCAGCCUGAACUUUGACCGAGCCUUCCUGCCAGCCCUCUAUGGCCUCCUCUUUGUGCUGGGGCUGCUGGGCAAUGGCGCUGUGGUGGCAGUGCUGCUGAGCCAACGAGCAGCCCUGAGUAGCACCGACACCUUCCUGCUUCACCUGGCCGUGGCUGAUGCCCUUCUGGUGCUAACCCUCCCCCUCUGGGCAGUGGACGCUGCAAUCCAGUGGGUUUUCGGCUCUGGGCUCUGCAAAGUGGCAGGUGCCCUCUUCAACAUCAACUUCUAUGCAGGGGCCCUCCUGCUGGCCUGCAUCAGCUUUGACCGGUACCUGAGCAUAGUGCAUGCCACUCAGCUCUACCGCCGGGGCCCCCCGGCUCGUGUGACCCUCACUUGUGUAGUUGUCUGGGGGCAAUGUCUACUCUUUGCCCUUCCUGACUUCAUUUUCCUGUCGGCCCACCAUGACGCACGCCUCAAUGCCACCCACUGCCAGUACAACUUCCCACAGGUGGGCCGCACGGCACUGCGCCUACUGCAACUGGUGGCUGGCUUCCUGCUGCCCCUGAUGGUCAUGGCCUACUGCUAUGUCCGCAUCCUAGCUGUGCUGCUGGUCUCCAGGGGCCAGCGGCGACUGCGAGCCAUGCGGCUGGUGGUAGUGGUAGUGGUGGCCUUUGCCCUCUGCUGGACCCCCUACCACCUGGUGGUGAUGGUGGACACCCUCAUGGACAUGGGGGCUUUGGCCCGCAACUGUGGCCGAGAAAGCCAUGUGGACGUGGCCAAGUCUGUCACCUCAGGCCUGGGCUAUAUGCACUGCUGCCUCAACCCGUUGCUCUAUGCCUUCGUGGGUGUCAAGUUCCGAGAGCGGAUGUGGACGCUACUUCUGCGCCUGGGCUGCCCUGGCCAGAGUGGGCACCAGCGGCAGCUGCCAUCUUCCCGCCGGGAUUCAUCCUGGUCUGAGACCACAGAGGCCUCCUACUCGGGCUUGUGA